CCCCGCCCCCUCGACUUCCCCCCUUUUGUUAAUUAAAACUAAGAAGUGAGAAUGGGAACGAGGUGGCCAGCUCCGGCGGAGAACGCUUAAGGACACCACGCCAGUUCUUCCCUUCCUUCCGAGAUGGAAAGAGGAGCUCCUAGCUCACUUAAGCCGGGGUAGGGCUGGUUCUCCUUUCCGAGCCAAAAUCCCAGGCGAUGGUGAAUUAUGAACGUGCCACACCAUGAAGCUCUUGUGGCAGGUAACUGUGCACCACACCUGGAAUGCCGUCCUGCUCCCCGUCGUCUACCUCACGGCGCAAGUGUGGAUUCUGUGUGCAGCCAUCGCUGCUGCCGCCUCCGCCGGGCCCCAGAACUGCCCAUCCGUCUGCUCGUGCAGUAACCAGUUCAGCAAGGUAGUGUGCACCCGCCGGGGCCUCUCCGAGGUCCCUCAGGGGAUUCCUUCCAACACCCGGUACCUCAACCUCAUGGAGAACAAUAUCCAGAUGAUUCAGGCCGACACCUUCCGCCACCUCCACCACCUGGAGGUCUUGCAGCUGGGCAGGAACUCCAUCCGGCAGAUCGAGGUGGGGGCCUUCAACGGCCUGGCCAGCCUCAACACUCUGGAGCUGUUCGACAACUGGCUGACGGUCAUCCCCAGCGGGGCCUUUGAAUACCUGUCCAAGCUGCGGGAGCUCUGGCUGCGCAACAACCCCAUAGAAAGCAUCCCCUCUUAUGCCUUCAACCGGGUGCCCUCCCUCAUGCGCCUGGACCUGGGGGAGCUCAAGAAGCUGGAGUACAUCUCCGAGGGGGCCUUUGAGGGACUGUUCAACCUCAAGUACCUGAACUUGGGCAUGUGCAACAUUAAGGACAUGCCCAACCUCACCCCGCUCGUGGGGCUGGAGGAGCUGGAGAUGUCGGGGAACCACUUCCCAGAGAUCAGACCUGGCUCCUUCCAUGGCCUCGGCUCCCUCAAGAAGCUAUGGGUCAUGAACUCACAGGUCAGCCUGAUUGAGCGGAAUGCUUUUGAUGGGCUGGCCUCGCUGGUGGAACUCAACCUGGCCCACAAUAACCUCUCUUCUUUGCCCCAUGACCUCUUCACUCCCCUGAGGUACCUGGUGGAGUUGCACCUACACCACAAUCCUUGGAACUGUGAUUGUGACAUUCUCUGGCUAGCCUGGUGGCUUCGGGAGUACAUACCCACCAAUUCCACCUGCUGUGGCCGCUGCCACGCUCCCUUGCACAUGCGAGGCCGCUACCUGGUGGAGGUGGACCAGGCCUCCUUCCAGUGCUCCGCCCCCUUCAUCAUGGAUGCCCCUCGGGACCUCAAUAUCUCGGAGGGUCGGAUGGCGGAACUUAAGUGUCGGACUCCCCCCAUGUCCUCUGUUAAGUGGUUGCUGCCCAAUGGGACAGUGCUCAGCCACGCCUCCCGCCACCCACGGAUCUCCGUCCUCAACGACGGCACCUUGAACUUUUCCUACGUGCUGCUCUCAGACACUGGGGUAUACACGUGCAUGGUGACCAAUGUGGCGGGCAACUCCAAUGCCUCGGCCUACCUCAAUGUGAGCACGGCCGAGCUCAACACCUCCAACUACAGCUUCUUCACCACGGUCACAGUGGAGACCACCGAGAUCUCGCCCGAGGACACAACGCGCAAGUACAAGCCUGUUCCUACGACGUCCACUGGUUACCAGCCGGCCUAUACCACCUCUACCACGGUGCUCAUCCAGACCACCCGUGUGCCCAAGCAGGUGGCAGUGACCGCGACAGACACCAAUGACAAGAUGCAGACCAGCCUGGAUGAAGUCAUGAAGACCACCAAGAUCAUCAUUGGCUGCUUUGUGGCAGUGACCCUGCUCGCUGCUGCCAUGUUGAUUGUCUUCUAUAAACUUCGCAAGCGGCACCAGCAGAGGAGUACAGUCACAGCCGCCCGGACAGUAGAGAUCAUCCAGGUGGAUGAUGACAUCCCAGCGGCGGCACCCGCAGCAGCAACAGCAGCUCCGGCCGGUGUAUCAGGUGAGGGGGCAGUCGUGCUGCCCACAAUUCAUGACCAUAUUAACUACAACACCUACAAACCAGCACAUGGGGCCCACUGGACAGAGAACAGCUUGGGGAACUCUCUCCACCCCGCGGUCACCACUAUCUCUGAACCUUAUAUCAUUCAGACCCACACCAAGGACAAGGUACAGGAAACUCAGAUAUGACUCCCCCCCCCAAAAAAAAACUUAUACAAAUGCAAUAGAAUGCACACACACACAAAGACAGCAACUUUUGUACAGAGCGGGGAGAGACUUUUUCUUGUAUAUGCUUAUAUAUUAAAUC
Molecule: messenger RNA, 2300 nt
Organism: Dama dama (fallow deer)
Lineage: Eukaryota; Metazoa; Chordata; Mammalia; Artiodactyla; Cervidae
Gene: LRRC4
Product: leucine rich repeat containing 4
Exons: 2
Coding region: 224-2182 (652 amino acids)
Biological process (GO): synaptic membrane adhesion; modulation of chemical synaptic transmission; postsynaptic density protein 95 clustering
Cellular component (GO): postsynaptic density membrane; glutamatergic synapse; plasma membrane
Molecular function (GO): protein binding
Source: RefSeq, a predicted model, not a curated record